CCCGGCGCGCAGCAUCGUGGAGCAGCCGGAGUCCGCGCCCCGACGCUCUGCGCCCGCAGUGUCCGCCGUGUCCGCCGCGUCCCGGGCGGGCAUGGGGCGGCCAGGCUGACCGCCGCACCCCGCCGCCGAGACCCCCAGCCCCAGCCAGCAGCCCUCUUGCUGCGGCCCCGGCGUGCGCGGGCCAUGGCGAAGGCGACGGCGACGGCCGGCGCCGCGAGGCUGAGGUUGCUGCUGCUGCUGCCGCUGCUCGGCGAAGCUCCGCUGGGACUCUACUUUGCCAGGGAUGCUUACUGGGAGAAACUCUACGUGGACCAGCCAGCUGGCAUGCCCCUGCUCUACGUCCAUGCCCUGCGGGACAUGCCGGAGGAGGUGCCCACCUUCCGCCUGGGCCAGCACCUCUACGGCAUCGCCUACCGUGCAAGGCUGCAUGAGAACGACUGGAUUCGCAUCGAGGAGGACACUGGCCUUCUCUACCUUAACCGGAGCCUGGAUCACAGCACCUGGGACAAGCUCAGCAUCCGCAAUGGCGGCUUCCCUGUGCUCACCAUCUACCUCCAGGUCUUCCUGUCACCUACAUCCCUGCGUGAGGGCGAGUGCCAGUGGCCCGGCUGUGCCCGUGUGUACUUCUCCUUUGUCAACACCUCCUUCCCGGCUUGUGGUUCCCUCAAACCCCGGGAGCUCUGCUUUCCUGAGACAGGUGUCUCCUUCCGCAUCAGAGAGAAUAGGCCUCCCGGCACUUUCCACCAGUUCCGCCUGCUGCCUGUGCAGUUCCUCUGCCCCAACAUCAGCGUGGCCUACAGGCUCCUAGAAGGUGAGAACCUGCCCUUCCACUGCACCCCGGACAGCCUGGAGGUGAGCACGCGCUGGCCCCUGGAUCGCGAGCUGCGGGAGAAGUACGAGCUGGUGGCUGCUUGCACAGUGCGCGUCGGCGCACGCAAGGAGGAGGUGGUGAUGGUGCCCUUCCCCGUGACCGUGUAUGAUGAGGACGACUCGGCGCCCACCUUCCUCGGGGGCAUCGACACCGCCAGCGCUGUGGUGGAGUUCAAGAGGAAGGAGGGCACUGUGGUGGCCAAAAUACGUGUCUUCGAUGCAGACGUGGUGCCAGCAUCCGGGGAGCUCCUGAAGCGAUACACAAACACACUACUCUCUGGGGAUGCCUGGGUCCUCCAGACAUUCCGUAUCGAGCACUCCCCCAACGAGACCUUGGCCCAGGCCAACGGCAGCUUUGUGCGGGCAACUGUGCAUGACUACAGGCUGGUUCUCAACCGGAGCCUCCCCAUCUCGGAGAACCGCUCUCUGCAGCUGACCGUGCUGGUCAAUGACUCGGACUUCCAGGGCCCCGGGGAGGGCACCCUCUUCCUCCACUUCAACGUGUCCGUGCUGCCUGUCAGCUUGCACUUGCCCAGCACCUACACCUUCACUGUGAGCAGGCGGGCCCGCCGCUUUGCCCAGAUUGGGAAAGUCUGUGUGGAAAACUGCCAGGAGUUCAGCGGCAUCCACGUGCAGUACAGGCUGCAGCUCUCCAGCACCAACUGCAGUGUCCUGGGGGUGGUCACCUCAGCCGAGGACACCACAGGGAACCUUUUCGUGAACGACACAGAAGCCCUGCAGCGGCCCGAUUGCUCUCAACUCCGGUACACGGUAGUGGCUGCCGACCGGCCAACCCGCAAGCAGACCCAGGCCCUGCUGGUUGUCACCGUGGAGGGGACAUAUGUGGCUGAGGAGCCAGGCUGCCCCCUGUCCUGUGCAGUCAGCAAGAGACGCCCUGAAUGUGAGGAGUGCGGCGGCCUGGGCUCUCUGACGGGCAGGUGCGAGUGGAGACAGGGAGAUGGCAAAGGAAUCACCAGGAACUUCUCCACCUGCUCCCCCAGCAUCAAGACCUGCCCCGACGGCCACUGUGAUGCCGUGGAGAGCAGAAAUGUCAACAUCUGCCCCCAGGACUGCCUCCGGGGCGGCAGCAUCAUUGGUGGGCAUGAGCCAGGGGAGCGCUGGGGGAUUAAAGCUGGCUUCGGUAUCUGCAACUGUUUCCCAGAGGAGAAGAAGUGCUUCUGCGAACCUGAAGACAGCCAGGAGCCGCUGUGUGACGAGCUCUGCCGCACGGUGAUCGCGGCCGCUGUGCUCUUCUCCUUCGUCGUCUCCAUGCUGCUCUCCACCUUCUGCAUCCACCGCUACCACAAGAACGCCCACAAGCCACCCAUUGCCUCUGCUGAGAUGACCUUCCGCCGGCCUGCCCAGGCCUUCCCGGUCAGCUACUCCUCGUCCGGCGCCCGCCGGCCCUCUAUGGACUCCAUGGAGAACCAGGUCUCUGUGGACGCCUUCAAGAUCCCGGAGGAUCCAAAGUGGGAAUUCCCUCGAAAGAACUUGGUUCUUGGGAAAACCCUGGGAGAAGGCGAAUUUGGAAAAGUGGUUAAGGCGACAGCCUUCCGGCUAAAAGGCAAAGCAGGGUACACAACCGUGGCCGUGAAGAUGCUGAAAGAGAACGCUUCCCCAAGUGAGCUGCGGGACCUGCUGUCAGAGUUCAACCUCCUGAAGCAGGUCAACCACCCACAUGUCAUCAAGCUGUACGGGGCCUGCAGCCAGGACGGCCCGCUCUUCCUCAUUGUGGAGUAUGCCAAGUACGGUUCCCUGCGGGGCUUCCUCCGAGAGAGCCGCAAGGCAGGGCCCGGCUACGUGGGCAGCGGAGGCAGCCGCAGCUCCAGCUACCUGGACAACCCCGAGGAGCGGGCCCUGACCAUGGGCGACCUCAUCUCCUUCGCCUGGCAGAUCUCUCGGGGGAUGCGGUACCUGGCUGAGAUGAAGCUUGUCCAUCGGGACUUGGCAGCCAGAAAUGUCCUGGUAGCUGAGGGGCGGAAGAUGAAGAUUUCGGAUUUUGGCCUGUCCCGAGACGUUUAUGAAGAGGAUUCCUAUGUGAAGAGGAGCAAGGGUCGGAUUCCAGUCAAAUGGAUGGCAAUUGAGUCUCUUUUCGAUCAUAUCUACACCACCCAAAGUGAUGUGUGGUCCUUUGGUGUCCUGCUGUGGGAGAUUGUGACUCUGGGGGGCAACCCCUACCCUGGGAUCCCUCCGGAGCGGCUUUUCAACCUCCUGAAGACAGGCUACCGGAUGGAGAGGCCCGACAACUGCAGUGAGGAGAUGUACGGUCUCAUGCUGCAGUGUUGGAAGCAGGAACCAGACAAGAGGCCAGUGUUUGCUGACAUCAGCAAAGACCUGGAAAAGAUGAUGGUUAAGAACAGAGACUACUUGGACCUGGCUGCCUCCACCCCAUCCGACUCCCUGCUUUAUGACGACGGCCUCUCGGAGGAGGAGACGCCCCUGGUGGACUGUAAUAAUGCUCCCCUCCCUCGAGCCCUCCCCUCCACGUGGAUUGAAAACAAACUCUAUGGCAUGUCAGACCCGAACUGGCCUGAAGAGAGUCCUGUACCACUCACGAGAGCUGAUGGCACUAACACUGUGUGUCCAAGAUAUGCAAAUGAUAGUGUAUAUGCUAACUGGAUGGUUUCACCCUCAGCGGCACAAUUAAUGGACGCAUUUGAUAGUUAACAUUUCUUUGUGAAAGGUAAUGGACUCACAAGGGGAAGAAACAUGCCGAGAACAGAAAGUCUGCCGGCCCCUCCUUUGUGCACUUCACACUGGCUGGUGAUUUUCCCUCCUGGCAGACGUAGCGUGCUGGACCAGAGUUCUGAGUCCAGCCUUUAGGUAUUCCUUCCUCUCCAGCCCUUGGCAGUGCUCUGUGUUGGUCUGUGUUCAUCAGUGACCACCACACCCUGUGCUCAGACGUGUGGGUCCCUCACUCACUACCUGAGCGGUUUGAUUUUUCUUGUUGCCAGCAAACAAGGCAACACGAUUUAAACAUGAAGCACACACACCAAAAAAGGCAGCGGGGAAAAAAAAAAAAACUGGCCCAAAUGACACAUCCU
Messenger RNA from Neofelis nebulosa (Clouded leopard), 3914 nucleotides. RefSeq names its product ret proto-oncogene (gene RET). Gene Ontology annotation, molecular function: calcium ion binding; ATP binding; transmembrane receptor protein tyrosine kinase activity. Bases 184 to 3537 code for a protein of 1117 amino acids. The transcript has 20 exons. NCBI's taxonomy places the organism in Eukaryota, Metazoa, Chordata, Mammalia, Carnivora, Felidae. The record is from RefSeq and is a predicted model, not a curated record. Gene Ontology annotation, biological process: protein phosphorylation; positive regulation of kinase activity; multicellular organism development. Gene Ontology annotation, cellular component: axon; signaling receptor complex; membrane.